Porites lobata is the source of this 1598-nucleotide messenger RNA. The record is from the annotation of a GenBank genome assembly. NCBI's taxonomy places the organism in Eukaryota, Metazoa, Cnidaria, Anthozoa, Scleractinia, Poritidae.
AUGACGCUCUUUUCUGUUUUAUUCGCUGUCUUUCUGUCUCUUACAUUCGUCUUUGCUGAAGACGAUGACAAAACUAUGGCUUUGGUAAGGGUCUUUUUAGAAUUCUCUUUUCUCUCUAAUUAUCCCUUUUGAGUGCAAUUAUUGGUAUAAACGUUCUGUAUUAAGACCUAUUAACAUUCAUUGACAACAUUCAAUAUAUCUAGCGAUCUUAGUAAAACACGAAUACCAUUCCAUUCCAUUUAAUGAAAUAUAAAAACUGACAUAUCAUGUUUCAAGUAUAACAAUUGGCAGCAAAUGUUUAAAGAAGACUCUGAGGCAAUGCAAAAUGAUUAUAGGGAAUCAGUUUGUGGACUUUCUUAAGUUUUAUUUCUUUUAAGCUCAAUUAUCAGUGCACGGUAUUUGCGCAGUUGGGACACCUAUCUAUGAAUAAAUUCAUAAGGCAAAACUUUCCUUGUGCUCCAUCUUUUAAAACGCUUAUAUCUCGACUGUUUUGGAGGCGAAUUAGAUAAAAGUUUACAGAGACAUUAUGAAAUCAUAUGACAGAAGUUUAGGACGACUGUUUUUUAUUUAGUAGAUCAGGCUUUACAGUGAUGCUUUAAGCCACAGUUGUACCAAAUUGGGAAAUCGUGAUUUUGUGUCCAGUUGGCGGAAAUAAUAGACGUUUUCACGGUUGUUUCAAUUUUUGACAUGGACAAGUUAGGGAAAAUCCUUCCACACCACUGGAAAGAGCGCCUUAAGAUUAGUAGAACUGCCAAAUUUGAAAGUGAUAUGUCUUAAGCGAGCGCAGAUAUAGCUCCGCAAAGCUGCAAAAAUUUACAGGCGUUUGUGGGGGGGGACACGUUUUUGCCCACCACCACACGAAGGUCUGUAAAAUUUCGCGACUUAAAGGAGCUAAAUCUUCGUCAGUUUUCAACAAAUCACUUUCAAACUAUACAAUUUUACCAAUCGACCGCAAUAGGGUUUAACCACAGGGUGAUAUUGAAACUUUAGUUUAGCGGUAACUUGGCUUAACUGGGGUCUUAACUGAGUCGCCCACGUUUGUCAAAGAUUCUUCCUUGAUCAAUACUUUAGGAAUGAUUUAAAAAUGCAAUUUCUCAACAAGAUCAAUUCAAUAUUAUGCACCUUUUUUGAGGGUCAUCAGGUCGACUUUAUUAGACCAGAUUGUUUGAGCCAAUACUAAGCACUAUACCUGACAUUUCAAAUUCAUACGUACUUUCAAAUUCUUAUUUUACUGGCAGAAAUACUUGAGCCAGUACCAUUACGUAUCCCCAGCCCGUUCGGGAAAUCAUAAUGUAAAGACAGCCACCUUUGCUGGUCUUCCUGUGACUGGAGAACUAGAUGACGCCACCAUCAAACAGAUGAAAAAACCCCGUUGUGGAAUGCCUGAUGUUGAUGAGGACGGUCGAGCGAAGAGGUACAAGACUGGGUCCAAGUGGAGCAAGGAGCAACUAAAGUACUUUGUUGAACAUGGGGCUGAUUUACCUCACUCCACGCAGGACAGCGUGUUCGAGAAAGCCUUGAAGUUUUGGUCUGAUGUGUCCGGAUUAUCUUUCUCUAAAGCUUCUAACGCUCGAGAAGCUGACCUAAAGAUCAGGUGA